AGGAUUCCAAAAACACUGACUUUCCUAACUCACCACCUCGCGUAUCCGACCUUAAAACUUAUGGUGAUGGGACGAUUCUCAUCCGUAUUGUCCGGCUAAACCCUGACAUCGAUUGUGCAAAACAACCUAAUUAUUUAAACGAAUCAUGCACCUGCUUAGAGAAAUUGCUAUCUUUUAGAAUAAUCAAUUUAGACGGUGCAGUCAAAGAGAUUAAUAUCAAUAAUACAAAUUUAGGGCUAGAUCCC
Molecule: messenger RNA, 245 nt
Organism: Acaulospora colombiana
Lineage: Eukaryota; Fungi; Glomeromycota; Glomeromycetes; Diversisporales; Acaulosporaceae
Source: the annotation of a GenBank genome assembly